This is a messenger RNA of Cyclopterus lumpus (lumpfish), 1714 nucleotides long. It is a transcript of the gene syt12, whose product is annotated as synaptotagmin XII. The transcript has 7 exons. The record is from RefSeq and is a predicted model, not a curated record. Gene Ontology annotation, molecular function: phosphatidylserine binding; calcium ion binding; calcium-dependent phospholipid binding. Gene Ontology annotation, biological process: calcium-ion regulated exocytosis; regulation of dopamine secretion; regulation of calcium ion-dependent exocytosis. Lineage: Eukaryota; Metazoa; Chordata; Actinopteri; Perciformes; Cyclopteridae. Bases 1 to 1344 code for a protein of 447 amino acids.
AUGGAUGUUUUUCUUCUUCUUCUUCCUCUUCCUCUCCAGGCUGGCUGCAGCACCAUGUCCUCCGCUCAAAGUGGGGAUAUAUCAGGCUACCAACUGAGUGUGGUGCGGAACCCACCCGGCUGGGAGGUGGGGAUCUACCUGGUGGGCUUCUUCGUGCUACUGGGCGUGGCCGGGCUCAACAUCUGGAAGUUGUGGAAAUCUGGAACCUUCCCCGCGCCCUCCCCGUUCCCCAACUUUGACUAUCGAUUUCUGCAAGAAAAAUAUGGAACCUCCUUCUCAGAAGUCAGACAAAAGCGAGUGGCUGCCAACAACAACCGGCGGACCUCCACCACCUCCAGCCGCAAACCCAGCCUGGCAUUUGGCGACACCCCGGACUGUUUCCGGGAUCUGGGUCACCUGGAGCUGAUGAGCAGGGAGCUGGACCCGACCGGCCAGGCCCAGCUCAACCGAUCCAUGUCCACCGACUCGCUCAGCUCCAUCUCCUCCAUCGCCAACAACUUCGGCCACGACUUCACGGUGGGCCAGCUGGAGGUGACGCUCGAGUUUGAGCCGUCCCGGCAUCCGGGCCACGGGGCCGGGCUGCUCCACAUCACUCUGCACCAGGGCAAAGAUCUGCUGGAGAGGGAGGAGGGCGACUUCCCCGGCUGCUUCAUCAGGGUCUCCCUGGGGCCAGAGGAGAUCAGUGUGGGGGUCACAAGGAUCCAGACGAACGCCUUCACGGUGCUUUUUGACGAGCACUUCUCGGUGCCCAUGGACUCGUCCUUGCUGGAGGAGUACAGCCUGCGUUGUGCAGCUUUUGGCAUCGAUGCUGACGAGAGAAACAUCAGCGCCGGGGUCGCCGACCUCAAGCUGUCCGACCUGGACCUGACCAUCCGACCGUUCAACGCCUGGCUCUACCUUCAAGACGUCAAUAAGGCUGUGGAUGCAGUCGGGGAGAUCCUGUUGUCUCUCAGCUAUUUGCCGACAGCAGAGCGCCUCACAGUUGUUGUGGCCAAGUGCAAGAACCUGGCGUGGACCAACAGCAAGAACACUGCAGAUCCGUUCGUCAAAGUGUAUCUCCUGCAAGACGGCCGGAAGAUCAGCAAGAAGAAGACUUCCACCAAAAGGGACGACACGAAUCCCAUCUUCAACGAGGCCAUGAUCUUCUCUGUGCCGUCCAUCGUCGUGCAGGAACUCUCCCUGAGGGUGACGGUGGCCGAGGCCACCGACGACGGCCGGGGCGAGAACCUGGGUCACGUGAUCAUCGGCCCCGAGGCCAGCGGGAUGGGGAUCACCCACUGGAACCAGAUGCUGGCCACUCUGAGGAAACCCGUGUCCAUGUGGCACCCCAUACGCAGGAUCUAGCUCUCUCUCUCUCUCUCUCUCUCUCUCUCUCGUCCCUCUCCUACAAACCCAAACCCGUUUCAAGUAAAACACUCGCUUCUCGUCACGUUCUCCGUCACCCUAAAACCCCCCAUCUGGUGCCACGCUCCAGUCUGUUACACUGUUUCAGGGAGAUAAGAGUUGUUGGCCCACAGGACGAUACUGUGUGUGUGUGUGUGUGUGUGUAAACACCUUAUCUUCAUGGGGGAGGGUGGAUCUGAAAAGCCGGUGUUUGACUGUGAACACGGUGUUUUUACUGACCCCUGGAUCAAUUAUACGCUUCGAUCCUGUCUUUAGUAUUGGGGCUUCAUUCUGGGUGAGGGUGGGGGGUGAAAGCUGAGGAGUUUUUCAA